ACUCUCACACUUACACACUCACUCUCACACUUACACACUCACUCUCACACUUGCACACACACUCAAACACACGCGCUUUCAUACAGUGGAACGGUGCCGUGGGCGAGCGCACCAUACCUUCCGGGCGGCAAGGACUACUUCCUUCAAGCAUGCAAGGCGAGAGGCAACGGGGCUGAGGGUAAUGUCAUAGAUUUGCAUGAGCGAAGAAGGCCAAAAGAACGCUUUGUGUGUAGUUCUUAAGAAAAAAAAAUAAUGAAAAAGUUAUAAGGUGGCGAUGGCUUUCCCUUGGCUAAGGAGGUAGGUCCUCUCUCUCUCUCUCUCUUUUGGAAUAGUUCAGUUUAUUUUUUUAUUUACGAUUUUUUUUUGUUUAUUGAUUGAUUGAUUGAUAUUUUGUUUUAAGUUUGGCUGUAAUCUCUUUCUGUAGGGUAAUUCAAGAGUAUAUAUUCAUAUAUAUAUACACACCAUGUUAUUCAGUGUUGCUUCACAGAUAUGUCUUGAAUAAUAGAUUUGAUGGUUUGUUGUGAAUAUUCUCAAUAAUUUUUUUUAUCUUGCAUUUCGAUGAUGAAGUAAAGGCCAGUUGAGGUUGAAUGAGGUUGGGCUAGCCAAGCUGCAGCGUGUGUGUGGGCGGUGUGGAAGGUGUCCUGACGGCAGUAUUUCUCUCUUCUAGGGCGUGGGUGUGGGCAUGGGCGUGGUGAGCAGGCUGGGCCUUGUGCAGGUGGCCUUGGCUAGCCGAGGGCUGCAGUCCGAGGAGGAGGGGGAGGAGGACGCCCUGGACACCAGAAAUCCCUCCGACGCUGAGUUUGCCCUCUUGGGCCUCCCCCCCGGCUCCCACGGUGCCCAGUACGUGUGCAAGUUUUGCGGAAAGAUUUUCUUCUACCCUUCCUCGCUGGAGAAGCACAUCCGCACACACACCGGGGAGAAGCCCUUCAAGUGUCCCCACUGUAACUACUCGGCCAGCCAGAAGAGCCACGUGAAGACGCACUUGCAGCGUCGCCACAGUAACCUGUCCUUCGGACUACACAGAGCAAAAUCUGAUACAUAUCCACUGAAACAGACUCGAGUUAUGAAGACCCAUCUAGGCUUCAGCGACACGCCGUUGAUAGCGAACCAUCGUGCCUUUAUGCUGGCUGAUUUACUAGGGGCGGCAGCUGAGAGUUUCGGUCUCUUGCAGGGAUUCCUGGGAGACGGCUACAGGCGGCACUGCCCUAUAUGCGGCAAGGGUUUCGACCAGCCCUACAACCUCCAGCGACACAUCCGUACACACACGGGGGAGCGGCCGUACCCAUGCCCCUUCUGCCCGUACGCUGCUUCCGAACGCUCGCACCGCAAGUCCCAUGUUGCCCGCCGCCACCGUCAGGAGUAUGCCACUUGGACCGAAACUUUUGGAUGUUCUGGUGGUAUGUACUUAGAACUUUUACUUAUACUAAAUGUUCUUGGUAUGAUACUUGGAACUUUUGGUUAUACUGAAUGUUCUUUGUGUGACACCUCUCAUCUGUAUUCUAAACCAUGUAGACUCAUACAUUUUAUACACAUUCUUUAUAUAUGGGAUACCAAAGCAGUUUAUACACUUUUUGCCCUCUGUCACCGCAAUGCUCUUCCAUAUAACAGAUUUAUUACAUGUUCACACUUCACAUUCCUUUUAGAUACAGAAAAUAUAGCCUGUAUUUGGCUCGAUGGUGUUGUGUGGUUGUUGCAGGGCGUGGGCGGGUGUGGUCUGGCUGCCGCAGAUACCCGUCGAAUGUGGACUAGCAGUGGCAGCAGCAGCAGUGGUGCCGCCAGCAGUCAUGCUAUUGGUGUUGUAAACUCUGCAGGUGGCAGUCUUAAUUUGGAGAAGCAACAACUCAUGCUGGCUGUACAGGCAGUGGCUGGGGGGCAUAUGACAGGUCGGCAAGCAGCACGAGCCUUCAAUGUACCUCGCACCACACUUCGGCGCUGGGUCACCCAUGAUCGCCGCCUCCACCCAUGUCCUUAUUGCCCCUAUCGUGCUACUGAGCGAUCCCACCUCAAGAAGCACCUCGGGCGCCGUCACCGUGACUUACCCGACCAACACAGCUCAGCCAUGCACCCCAUUCACCAACUCCCCUCCGAACCCGAGUCCCCUCCCCCGCCAACUGUUCCGGUGGUAGCCUCGCAACCUGCAUCCACGCCCCCUGUCUCUGAAUCCCAAAAUGAAGAAUCUGCCUUAUCCACAAAUGCCCCUUGAAGCAAUUAUGCACUUAUUAUCAUUCCCCCUCAGGAUGUCAUUGAGGGACCUGUUAGUGAGACUUUUGAAGUCAGAAGUUCCAUAGAAGAGACACAAACUUCUUUUGCUCAUAUCAAAGUCUGGUUGAACCCAGCAGUGAAAUGCUACACUACAUUUGAGAAUUACAGUAGCUAGUAUAUAGCAGGGUAUGGUGCCAAAGUGGUAUACAUUUAAGCUUUCUUUCUAGUGACAUGUUCUUAGGAGAAAAGUGCUCUUCCAGAAAGAUUUAAGUAGCAUAGUGAAGAUAUUAAUUAAAGAAAAAAUUGUAUAUGACCAGUAAGCCAAAGCAGAAUGUGAUACUAAGAGCAUCCUCAGAAUAAUUUUCCAUUAAAGAAUUUAUGUCUCAUUUCAGAUAUUUGAAAUUCUUGCAGACAAAUUCACAUGAAUAGAACCACAGUGCAUACUGUUUUUGUUUUACUUUUGAUAUUCAACUGAUUUGCUCAAUGUGAACCUCAUACUGCAUCAGUCAGUUACAGUGAAACAGAAUACCUUGUGAAGAAAAAUAACAAGCAUAAAGCACUUUGAAAUCAAACUAAACAGUAUAGUAAACAGUAUAGUAAGCCAGUGAGUAGGAAAAUUAUUAUGUACCAGGUAGUAAAUUGAUGAAUAUCAGGAUUACCAGGAAAAUGAAUUAUUCCCAUCACAAAUCCCUAUAUACACAUGCACACAGUCAUAAACCGAUGCAUAUAUAUGUACACUUACCUAAACCAGCACAAUUAUACAUGACAAAUUUAUUCAAAUACAUGCUAUUUUUUAAUAGAUGCAUAUCAUCCACAGAACUGCAUACACACAUGGGAUGUUCAUAUUACCAAUUUGUAUAUUAGAAACAUUAUUUGUUUUCAUAUACAAAACUAUUUUGUGUAGUGAACUGAGUUUACAUCCUGGGAAAAGUAUUAGCCAUUAUAGUCAUGUCUUUGUUGUUGACAUAUUUUGAUCUGUUAUACAUAUCUAGAUCUACAGGAAGUGAAAUUUAACGUAGAUGUAUUUUUUUAAAACUAGUUAGCAGAUUUUAAAGAUACAUAGCUAUUUUUAUACACCUGUGUAAGUUGUUUGAAGUUUAUUUCAGAUUUCAAGUUGAUUACCUAAAGUAGGAAAAAAGAUAGAUAUUUGUUUUUUGCUCUACUUGAUUCUAGGAAAAAGAUAAUGAAUUAUGUUUUUUGCAGAAGUAUUCUGCCUUAAAAGAACAUUAUAAAGUCCUAGUUGUGAUGAUAGUACACUAUAGACAAUUAUAGAUGAUUAUAUUUAUAAUUUAUGAUGAUGAUAGUGAGAUAGUUUGUUGAUUUGGUUUGAUUGACUUGUGUAUAAUAAACUCUCCUGUGGAGUUAAGCUCUGUUGAUAUUAGCUAGUUAGUCAUUAAUUAUAGGCACCUGUUAUGUCACUGAGUGUUAUAACUUUUUGUAAGCUUUUCCAAGAUAUCUAUCUAUCAAGGAGAUACAAUAGUAAAGAGAAGCUAUGUGGUGUGUAUAUAUGUCCAGGUGGUAGUGCAUAUGAUGUGAUAUAGUUUUGAUAGAAAUAUAGUUUCAAAUAUCACUUGAGAAAAUCAAAAGAAGGCCAAUUAAAUACAUCAAAUUUCUUCUUACUUGUGAUAAAAGUAAAUGUCUUGCAAGCAAGAUAUUAACCAAAACAGUUGUGUAUAGUAGUCAUGCGAUGACAAUACUGUAUAUUUAUUAUAAAGUCUUUCAUUUUCUUUUUAUACUAUAGAUAUUUAUAUAGAGCAGAAGCCAAUGUAGAAUAUUUUUUGUCUUAGUUUUGGAAUUUACUAAAUGUUAUAUCUCAUGUAGACAAUCAACAUGGAAUGUGCAGGAACCAAAUGAAAAUGUAGAUUUAAGUAGUGUUCUUAUGUAGGAGUCUCUAUUCUUGAAUAGCUUGAACUUAACAUGCAAUUGUACUGAAGAUUCAGUAGACUUAUUUUGAACAUGUACCUAAGGAAAUAUAGGUUCUUAGGUUAGUUUGUUAUAUGAACCCUUCUUUUCUUUCUGUGCGUGUUUGGCCUUGCAUGUGUGUGUGUGUGUGGGGGGGGGGGGAUCUAUGCUCAUGUGUGUUUCCAGUGUGGAAGAGAGUGGGUGAAUUUGACAAAAAAUAAACAAGCACUUGUUUUGCUUUUCAGACACAAGGCAGAUAGUUUGCUUUCAUGGUUAGAUACAUAGUGCCCAACAGUUAAACAAUAAAGGAUAUAUAUUUGAAUUUAUAAUGUAGGAUAUUAGUUACUCAUGAUGCUUUGAUUAAUGUUUUCUUAUUGAAAAUGUACACAAUUUUAGCUGCCUUUCAUUUUAUGAGAUGCUUAUCUAACAUGCAGUUAAAUUUUUCAUGUGCGUAUUACCUAGUAUAGAUUACAGUGUUUAGAACGUGAGGUUGUAACAGUCAGAGUGGUACCAGGUCAGACUGUUUGUCUGUCUGGAUGUGUGCCUGUACUUUUUGUGUGUCUGUAACUAUACGUGUGAAGGUAUGUGUGUUUCUUAAAAGCUUCAAAAACAGAACUUGUACAAUUUACCCCUUUUACAAAUGUUAACUCUUUCUAAUAGUGAUUUCAUGCCAUCUUUCCAAGACAAAAAGUAUAUGCUACAUUGACAUUGAGAGGAAGUAUCUUUUACAGUAUUAGCAGAAUUCAAUGGCAUGUUUCUGUUUCCCAGAAGUGAAAAGCAGAAUAGUGGAGUGUUUUUAAUAUAUGACAACUGUUGAAAUGGAAUUAUCUCUUUAUCUGUUUAGUGACACAUGUUAGAUGUUACUUUGAUAAUUACAAAACUGGAUACCUGUUAUAUGUCUUUUAAGUGUUGAUGUGUGUGAUAUGUUCAAUAAAAAAAUACAUUUAAAUGUU
Molecule: messenger RNA, 5057 nt
Organism: Penaeus vannamei (Pacific white shrimp)
Lineage: Eukaryota; Metazoa; Arthropoda; Malacostraca; Decapoda; Penaeidae
Source: RefSeq, a predicted model, not a curated record